Diceros bicornis minor is the source of this 1005-nucleotide messenger RNA. It is a transcript of the gene PSMB11, whose product is annotated as proteasome subunit beta 11. Lineage: Eukaryota; Metazoa; Chordata; Mammalia; Perissodactyla; Rhinocerotidae. The transcript has a single exon. Bases 94 to 975 code for a protein of 293 amino acids. Gene Ontology annotation, cellular component: proteasome core complex. The record is from RefSeq and is a predicted model, not a curated record. Gene Ontology annotation, molecular function: threonine-type endopeptidase activity.
AGCCCAGCUUCUCCGUGGCGUCCCUCUUUCCUCAGCUGACCCCAGCCCACAAAUCCCUGCCUUGCUCCUUCCAGCCUUCACUCAGUCCCAGGGAUGGCUCUGCAGGAUGUGUGCAAGUGGCAGGCCCCCGACACCCAGGGACUGUCACCUCACCUGCUUCAGGCUGGCGGCUGGGCUGUGCCCCGGGGCUGUGACCCUCAAACCUUCUUGCAGAUCCACGGCCCCAGGCUGGCCCACGGCACCACCACCCUGGCCUUCCGCUUCCGUCACGGAGUCAUUGCUGCGGCUGACACGCGUUCCUCCUGUGGCAACUACGUGGCUUGUCCAGCCUCAUGCAAGGUCAUCCCUGUGCACCAGCACCUCCUGGGCACCACCUCUGGCACCUCCGCUGACUGUGCCACAUGGUACCGGGUGCUACAGCGGGAGCUGCGGCUGCGGGCACUGAGGGAGGGGCAGCUGCCCAGUGUGGCCAGUGCUGCCAAACUCUUGUCAGCCAUGAUGUCCCACUACCGGGGGCUGGAUCUGUGUGUGGCCACUGCCCUGUGUGGCUGGGACCGCUCGGGCCCGGCCCUCUUCUAUGUGUACAGUGACGGCACCUGCCUGCAGGGGGACAUCUUCUCAGUGGGCUCUGGAUCUCUCUAUGCCUAUGGCGUGCUGGACCGCAGCUACCGCUACGACAUGACCACCCAGGAAGCCUACGCCCUGGCUCGCCGCGCCGUGGCCCACGCCACGCACCGUGAUGCCUACUCAGGGGGUUCUGUAGACCUUUUUCACGUGCGAGAGAGUGGAUGGGAGUACGUGUCACGCAAUGAUGCCUGGGUGCUGUACUCGGAGCUGCAGAAGCUACCGGAGCCAGAGAAGGAAGAGGAGGAGGAGGCCAGCCAGGCCCAUCCUGAGCCUGCCGCCCCGCAAAGAGCUGGUGAACUCUCUGUAGGGGCUGGAACUGGGAGACUACAGGAUGCCUGCAGAGACUGAGACGCUGUGAGAAGCGACAGGACUCGGGGU